UUUCAAUAUGAGUUACUAUCAACUUAUUCGUAUUUUCGAAAUUUUCACUUGAUUAUUAAGAGUAAAUUAUGCAUAUAAAUAAGUUAGGAGAUAGUUACAAAGCGAAGGGUGUUGGUUUUCAAUAAUAAAUCGUUUACAGCCCUAAUUAGCUUAGAUUUGUUUUUCGUUAGUUACCCGAUAAAACAUGUGAUAAAAGUAACAAGCUGUCAAAUUAAAAUGAUGAUGAUCUAUCGCACUAUGAAUUAUCAUAACUUAUUAACGAUUAGUACAAUUUUAUUGCAAACCAUGGACUUUAUUGACUCGUUUUGGCCCCUUGCGUAUGAUGUAGAUUUAUAUGAAAACGAAACGUUUGAAAUAGCAGAGGACAUAGCCAGCGAUAUGAAAAGUUUAACUGGCGAUGAAGAUGAGAUGAUUCGCCAGAUUGAAAUAAAAUUAUUGGGCUUUACACAAAAUUCUAAUCAGUAUUAUUUUUUGCAUCGAUUAAUAAAAAGAAACAAUAAAAAGUUAAAAAAGUUUAAAUAUAAAAUGGAUAACACUACAGAAAAUCAACAAAUAAUUGUUAAAACAGAAGAAGUUACUGAACCGAAUUACAUCCUAGAUGAUUCUCAACCAUGGAUUGGUGGUUUUGUGGAUAAAGAAGGUCACCUAAAAUCUAAUAAAGUAAUAAUAAGUCAGCAAAAUGAUACUGAAAGAAUAAUUUCGAAAAGGGACGACUUAUUAAAAUUGGAAGAUACAAAAACUUUUGAGGAACAACCUUUUUAUGAUUAUCAAGUUCUUAAGAAUGAGUACAAGGAUGAAAUGGAAAAAGAAAAGAAAACAAAUCAAACAUUUAAUUACACAGAAAUUAAAGAAGAUGAAACAAUGAAAGAAGCAGCUAAAUCAAUGAUAGAAUUUAAAAAGCCAAAAAAUUGUACAAAUGAAGAACAAAUGGGCAUUGGCUAUGGAACUUUAGUGUGUUUUCUUCAAGAUUUAAAAGGGCCAGAAUCACGCAAAACAGUAACUUUACUUACAUAUCGAAUUACGCAAAUUUUAAUCGUUUUAUUAAUAUUAUAUAUGGUGAUUGCAUUUCCUUGUUGGUGUCAAAGAGGAUGGUGUUGUUGCUGCUUCAGAUGCAAAUUUUGUAAACCUGUUUUGCGCAUUCACAAAGCAAGACAAUUUUUAGCAAAGAAUCCUCUUGGCAUUUAUCACACAAAGGACAAUAAAAAGAUAGUUUAUAAACCAACCUACCAAGAAGAAUAUGUUUACAAACAAUUGCACAAAGCUUUAAUGAAGAUUUAAUGAAAUGAAUAAAGUUUAGAUUUCUUUUUAAUUUUAAAUUCCUAUAAUUUGUUAGACUAACACUGUUAG
Agrilus planipennis (emerald ash borer) is the source of this 1347-nucleotide messenger RNA. RefSeq lists its product as uncharacterized. Bases 217 to 1278 code for a protein of 353 amino acids. Lineage: Eukaryota; Metazoa; Arthropoda; Insecta; Coleoptera; Buprestidae. The transcript has 4 exons. The record is from RefSeq and is a predicted model, not a curated record.